AUGAUAUUGGCUAUUUUUUACAGUGGCGUUUGGCUGUGCAAUACGAUCUACGAAAUGAUAUUAGGAGUUGAGUACUAUAUUUUUAUUAUAGAGUCAGCUAUUUUAUCAUGGUAUCGAGUUGGGGAUCGUUCUUACUUUCCUAAUAUUCCAAUAACUACAAAAAUCUAAACAAUAUAUAAGUUUCCUUAUACCAAUUCUACUAUUAUCUCUGAACAUAUUAGGUAAUUAACAAAUUAACAAUAGUCAUUUUGUAAUAGAUGAAUACUGAGAAAGUGUUUUUAUUUUUGCUUCCACCCUUCCUCUAUGAUAAUUUAAAUAAGGAUUUAACAAAGAAACAAUAUUUUAACAUUUUCAAAUAUCUGCAUCUCAUCAUUAUGGGCAUUUGGAAAGUAAUAGACAAUCUAAAUCAUGGGUAACCGAUAAUAAUUACUAUUAUAUUAUUAUUGUUUACUUACUAUCACUAAAAAAUAUUUGAUCAAUAAAUAUAAAGAAAUGACAGAGGUCUUGAUGAUACUAUGAAUAUCAAAACAAGUUCAGAUACAGAUAGAAUCUAGGAGUUAUAAAAUAAUCUAGUUAGUAUAAUAAAAUUAGAUAGUAAAUUAAAUCUAAUUAUGCGAAAUACAAGAGCAUAAGAGUUAUUAAGAAAUAUUAAUAUUUAGGAACUUUUGAAUAGUCCAUUAUUAUCUGUCGAUAAAUAGACAAAAUAAUUAAUGUAGGAAUAAUUUAGUUGCAAAUUUCCUUCAAUAUAUGAUCUGAAAGAAGCUUAGUUACAUUACACCUUAUAUGAAUUAUUGGAAUAGCUAAUAUAAUUACAGAAAUUCCCUUAUGAAUUUGAAGUCUUUAGCAUUCGAGGAUACCAUGACCUACAUUUGAAAGUGUUUUACUUUGAACCUAAGUCUUUUACUAUUCUAUUAUAAAAUAUGGAGGAAUAUAAUUUGUAAAUUAAAAAAGUAUUUACACAAACUACUAUGCAACAAUUAUUUAAGAGUUUUAGUCAUGAAUACAAUACAUCUUUAAAUUAUAUCUUAGCAUUGGCAUAGGUAGCUGAAUGCCAUGAAGAAGUUCCAUAGAGUAUCUAGGAGUAAUUUUUUAAACCAAUAUUGGUUAAUGGGAAAGUGAUGCAUAGUAUGGUUUUAGAUAUGAUGGAUUAUAAUAGUAUAUUAGGAAAGACAUUCAGUUUAUAGGUAGGAGUAUUCAAAAUUUAAGAAUUGAUACUAGAAGUCAUUUCACUUUUUAAAGAUUAAAUAUCAAAAAAGAAUUUAGAAAUCAAAAUUGAUUUUAAUUCUAAAAUAACAUAAAUGAUAUCUGAUCGGAAUAGAAUUAAAUAAAUUUUGAUUAAUUUAGUAUCAAAUGCUCAAAAAUUUACACUUCAAGGUUUAAUUUCCUUAAAAGUUGAAACAUGUAUGUCUAAUAAUAAAUAAAAAUAUGUUGUUUUUCAUGUUUAAGAUACUGGAAUAGGGAUGACAAAGUCAGAAUAAGAUAGAUUAACAUUAUUAUUAUAAUCAGGAGUGCCAUCAAUAUAAAAGAUAUCUAAAAAUACAGCAGGUUUUGGAUUAGGUCUUUUUAUAAGUAAUAAGAUUGCAGAAGCAUUAUCAUAAUAAAGAUUUGAAAAAGGAGGUGGACUAAGAUUUGAAACAUAAACAGGAAAAGGAUUUCAUUGUUGGUUUUCAGUGUACCCUCAAACUGUUAGUCCUGAUGUUAAACUUAGCAAUCCUAAAAGUCCAUUAAUAAUAUUAAAUAAGAAGAUAGUUAUUGAUACAAGAUAGACAGAGGUAAAUGCUGGAAUAGAGAAAUUUAAAAGAGAUAAUAAGAGAAAUAAAUUAUCACGUUUAUUGGAUGAUAAUGAUUAAAUAAAUGAUAGAAAUUAAAUAAGAUAGCGAAGACCUCAUAGUUAAAUCCGUUUUGUAUAGGAACUUAGUGAUGCAGUUUCAACUGAUACAGUUAAUAAUGAAUGUUCAGUUGAAGAUUAUUAGGCUAGAAUUAAAUACAUAAAAUCAUGGUAAUAAUAAUAACAAUAAUCAUUUCUAUUGAGAAGUAAUUAAUCAAUAAUAGAAUGUCGUUGUCCUUUUAUAUUAAUAGUGGAUGAUGAAUAGAUUAAUAUAUUAGCAUUAUCAAUCUUGUUAGAAUAACUAGGUUUAAAUUCUGAUGAAGUAUUUAAUGGAAAGGAAUGUGUAGAUUUGAUAUAUUCAAAAUAAAAGAAAAGUAUAUUUUUAUAAAUAUAUUAAAUAGCAUAAUGUGGGAGAUGUAGUGAUAGAUAAUAUUAAUUAAUAUUUAUGGAUAUAAAUAUGCCUUUACUUGAUGGAUGGGAAGCAUCUAAACAAAUUAAAAAACGGUUUUCUAUACCCAUCAUUGCUUGUACUGCUUUUACUGAUAAUGAAACUAAAGAAUAAUGUUAUCAAAAUGGAUUAGAUUAUUAUUUAUCUAAACCAGUUAAAAAAGAAUCAUUAAUUCAAGUGUUAUAAUAUUAUCGUAUACUUUGA
Messenger RNA from Paramecium pentaurelia, 2480 nucleotides. Lineage: Eukaryota; Ciliophora; Oligohymenophorea; Peniculida; Parameciidae. The record is from the annotation of a GenBank genome assembly.